Messenger RNA from Apodemus sylvaticus (European woodmouse), 4143 nucleotides. It is a transcript of the gene Unc45b, whose product is annotated as unc-45 myosin chaperone B. Lineage: Eukaryota; Metazoa; Chordata; Mammalia; Rodentia; Muridae. The record is from RefSeq and is a predicted model, not a curated record. The transcript has 20 exons. Bases 1 to 3234 code for a protein of 1077 amino acids. Gene Ontology annotation, molecular function: Hsp90 protein binding.
AUGGUGACAGACGUCCCAAACAGCAACCCUGACCUCCUGGAGCAGAUACUGAAGGACAGGAGAGUUAUGAGUCUCCGUGAGGACAGGCUUUUAAAGUUGGCUGAGGAGAAACCAGCAAUGCUGGCUCCCAGAGACUCACCCACCACGGCGAUGGGCACUUUUGUAGAGGGAGUCUCUUCUUGUCCUGGGAAAGAUCUGGAUCAAAGGAAGAUGGCAGAGGCCGAAGCGGCACAGCUGAAGGAGGAAGGGAACCGGCAUUUUCAGCUCCAGGACUACAAGGCGGCCACCAAGAGCUACAGCCAGGCCCUGAAGCUGACCAAGGACAAGGCCCUGCUGGCCACACUCUACCGGAACCGGGCAGCCUGCGGUCUGAAAAUGGGAAUGCUGACUGUCUCCACUGGGCCCUCACUAAUGGAGUCUCUUGUUCCUGUUUCUCAGGAGAGCUAUGCCCAGGCAGCCUCGGAUGCUUCCAGAGCCCUUGACAUCAACUCUGCUGACAUCAAAGCACUGUAUCGGCGAUGCCAGGCACUCGAGCAUCUUGGCAAAUUGGACCAGGCAUUCAAGGAUGUGCAGCGCUGUGCUACCCUCGAGCCAAGGAACCAGAACUUCCAGGAGACACUGCGGAGGCUCAACACCAGCAUCCAGGAGCAGCUCCGUGUGCAGUUUUCUACAGACUCCAGGGUUCAGACGAUGUUUGAAAUCCUUCUCAACGAAAACAGCGAGGCUGAUAAGCGGGAGAAGGUGAGUGAUGCGUCAUUCUUGCCAGCAGAGGGAGCUCUCUACACGCGGCUCCUGUUAAAGGCGUCCUUGGCCUGGGAGGUAAGAGGGCGUCUGUGUAUUAGCCCCUGCACUGGCUUCACGGCCAGAGCCUCCUCCGUCUUCCUGACAGCCUCUUUGCUUCUUCCUCAGGCUGCCAACAACCUCAUUGUCCUGGGCCGUGAAGAAGCAGGAGCUGAGAGGAUCUUCCAGAGCAAUGGAGUGGCCCUGCUGCUGCAGCUUAUGGACACUAAAAGGCCUGAGCUGCUGCUAGCUGCCGUGCGGACCCUGUCUGGCAUGUGCAGUGGCCACAGAGCUAGGGCCACAGCCAUCCUGCACGCAGUCCGCAUAGACAGAAUCUGCAGCCUCAUGGCCCUGGAGAAUGAAGAGAUGUCCCUGGCUGUCUGCAACCUGCUCCAGGCCAUCAUUGACUCCCUGUCUGGGGAGGACAAGAGAGAGCAUCGUGGGAAGGAGGAGGCCUUGGUUCUAGAUACCAAGAAGGACCUGAAGCAGAUUACCAGCCACCUGCUGGACAUGCUGGUCAGUAAGAAGGUGUCUGGGCAGGGCAGAGACCAGGCACUGAACCUGCUCAAUAAGAACGUCCCCAGGAAGGACCUGUCCGUUCAUGACAACUCACGCACCAUCUAUGUUGUAGAUAACGGUCUGAGGAAGAUCCUGAAGGUGGUGGGGCAGGUCCCAGACCUGCCCUCGUGCCUGCCGCUGACCGACAACACCCGCAUGCUGGCCUCCAUCCUCAUCAACAAGCUCUACGAUGACCUGCGCUGUGACCCAGAGCGCGACCACUUCCGCAAGAUCUGCGAGGAGUACAUCACGAGCAAGUUCGACCCCCAGGACAUGGACAAGAAUGUGAAUGCCAUCCAGACAGUGUCGGGCAUCUUGCAGGGGCCCUUUGACCUGGGCAAUCAGCUGCUGGGCAUGAAAGGCGUGAUGGAGAUGAUGGUGGCUCUGUGUGGCUCGGAGCGCGAGGCGGACCAGCUGGUGGCUGUGGAGGCUCUCAUCCACGCCUCCACGAAGCUCAGCAGGGCCACCUUCAUCAUCACCAACGGCGUGACGCUCCUCAAGCAGAUCUACAAGACCACAAAGAAUGAGAAGAUCAAGAUCCGCACGCUGGUGGGGCUCUGUAAGCUUGGCUCCGCUGGGGGCUCCGACUACGGCCUCAGGCAGUUUGCUGAAGGGUCGACAGAGAAGCUAGCCAAGCAGUGUCGAAAGUGGCUGUGUAACACCGCCAUAGACACUCGGACACGGCGCUGGGCAGUGGAGGGCCUGGCCUACCUCACGCUGGACGCUGAUGUGAAGGAUGACUUUGUCCAGGACAUCCCUGCUCUGCAGGCCAUGUUCGAGUUGGCCAAGGCCCAGACCAGUGACAAGACCAUCCUGUACUCAGUGGCCAACACCCUGGUGAACUGCACCAACAGCUAUGAUGUCAAGGAGGUCGUCCCUGAGCUGGUGCAGCUGGCCAAGUUCUCCAAGCAACACGUGCCAGAGGAGCACCCCAAGGACAAGAAGGACUUCGUAGACUUGCGAGUGAAACGGCUCCUGAAGGCAGGCGUCAUAUCCGCACUGGCCUGCAUGGUGAAGGCAGACAGUGCUAUCCUCACAGACCAGUCCAAGGAGCUGCUGGCCAGGGUGUUCCUGGCACUCUGUGACAACCCAAAGGACCGGGGCACCAUUGUAGCUCAAGGUGGUGGCAAGGCCCUGAUCCCCCUGGCUUUGGAGGGCACGGAUGUGGGCAAGGUGAAGGCAGCCCAUGGGCUAGCCAAGAUUGCGGCUGUCUCCAAUCCGGACAUCGCCUUCCCCGGGGAGCGGGUGUAUGAGGUGGUGCGGCCCCUUGUGAGUCUCCUAGACACACAGAGGGAUGGGCUUCAGAACUAUGAGGCUCUCCUAGGACUCACUAACCUGUCUGGGCGCAGUGACAAACUCAGGCAGAAGAUCUUCAAGGAGAAGGCCUUGCCAGACAUUGAGAACUACAUGUUUGAGAACCAUGACCAGCUACGGCAGGCAGCCACCGAAUGCAUGUGCAACAUGGUACUCAAUAAGGAGGUUCAGGAGAGGUUCCUGGCGGAUGGGAAUGACCGUCUUAAGCUGGUGGUGUUGCUCUGUGGGGAGGAUGACCACAAACUGCAGAACGCAGCAGCUGGAGCUCUGGCCAUGCUGACCGCAGCACAUAAGAAACUGUGCCUCAAGAUGACGGAGGUGACAACCCAGUGGCUGGAGAUCCUACAACGGCUUUGCCUGCAUGACCAGUUGUCAGUGCAGCACCGGGGCCUGGUCAUUGCCUACAACCUGCUAUCAGCGGAUGCUGAGCUGGCGAGAAAGCUGGUGGAGAGCGAGCUGCUGGAGAUCCUGACUGUGGUGGGGAAGCAGGAACCAGAUGAGAAGAGAGCAGCUGUGGUCCAGACUGCCCGGGAGUGUCUUAUCAAGUGCAUGGAUUACGGCUUCAUCAAGCCGGUGUCAUAGAGAGUGGUCCACAGGGAGGCUGGGGUUGGUCCUGAACUGUGAAGAGUCAUGAUCUGGGUCCUCCCAAAGUGUCAGUUCAGCUAAGGCUCACAGCAGUGCCAGUGAUGUCUCAAUACAAAGGAGAGACUUGGUUGUCUCCUGACUUGUGAUUCUUCCUCUUGGUCCUGGGAAAGUUUGAGCGUUCCUAAAUUUGUCAUAUUCCAGAAAUUUCUAGGGUAAGUUUUCUUUGUGAUCAGAAAGCAAGGCGGACAGUUCUGUCUAUCUCUGUUCUGCAGGCCAGAUAACAGGCUGUAGAAUGAUAUUUUGUUUGUUUUGUAUUUAAAAAAAUACUGUGUACUGGAAAGGAAGGAACUAACAGGUGUGUGACCAUAAAGAUCAAUGCUGUUGUUCAAUUUGGAUGUUGAUUUGGUUGAUUUUCAUGACCUUUCUCCUGCACACUGACUAUGCAUCUCAUCUGCAUGUGCCCUGUCCAAGCCCCAUGCCCACCCACCUCUGUCACCUGAUUUCAAUGGUAACACAGUUUAUGCUCACAGUGGGACAUGGUUCAUUUCAGAAAGUCUUUCAUGCAAGAUGCAUAUGGCAACUACUAAUGAGAUCAACUCAAAGUCUCCUGAGCAAAACAUAAAGAUUAUUGAAUAUAUGUUAGUCACCCACAGAGAGGUCUGACCUGCUAGACCCGCUCAGUUCAGUGUCAUUGCCACUUUUAUUUUAUGUCUGUGUGUUUUUCUUCCUCUUAAUUUCAUAUCUGCUCUCUGCAUUCCUUCACGUUGACCUUAUUUUGUGGUGCGCUCUCGGCAUGUGCUAGUAAGAGCAGACACUAGCAGCUCUGGACUUACAUAAUUGUUAUGGUUCCUUACGGAAGAGAAGAGGAAGGACUAGUAGCCUCGCAGAUCCCCACAGACAGGUUGA